Molecule: messenger RNA, 5001 nt
Organism: Thunnus maccoyii (southern bluefin tuna)
Lineage: Eukaryota; Metazoa; Chordata; Actinopteri; Scombriformes; Scombridae
Gene: igf1
Product: insulin-like growth factor 1
Exons: 5
Coding region: 675-1235 (186 amino acids)
Cellular component (GO): extracellular region
Molecular function (GO): growth factor activity; hormone activity
Source: RefSeq, a predicted model, not a curated record
AUUAGGGUUUUUUUUUAUUAGGUAUCCAAGUUCGUAUCACAGUGGUGAUUAAGUGGGGAAAGUGGGUUUAAUGAUUAAUUUGACCGUUAAUCUGCUACCGUUAAGACUUUGGGUAUAUGAGCUGUUGAGAUACGCGGUGCCAAAUUACGCACAACAACCAGCAGUCAUAUCAUAACCUUCAGCUUGUCUUUAACUUCGACUUCAUGAGAUUUCAGCGCAUAAAACAGAGUGUGAGCUGCUGCUGCUGCCGCUGGGGAAGGACCGCUUUUUUUUUUUCUCUCUAUCUUGAUCUGAACUACUAACCAAGUCUUACAGAGAUCAAAAUUCAAUCUAGUUCUAAGAAAAAAAAAAAAAAGAGAAAUGACGUUAUUUGAAUAUGUGCCCAAAAUCCUUAAUGAAUAACUUAGGACGAGUAGGAGGCAAAUGCUGCCCCAGCUGUUUCCUGUUGAAAAUGUCUGUGUAAUGUGUGUGUAAUGUGUAAAUGUGAGGGAUUUUCUCUCUAAAUCCGUCUCCUGUUCGCUAAAUCUCACUUCUCCAAAACGAGCCUGCGCAAUGGAACAAAGUCGGAAUAUUGAGAUGUGACAUUGCCCGCAUCUCAUCCUCUUUCUCCCGUUUUUUAAUGACUUCAAACAAGUUCAUUUUCGCCGGGUUUUGUCUUGCGGAGACCCGUGGGGAUGUCUAGCGCUCUUUCCUUUCAGUGGCAUUUAUGUGAUGUCUUCAAGAGUGCGAUGUGCUGUAUCUCCUGUAGCCACACCCUCUCACUACUGCUGUGCGUCCUCACCCUGACUCCGACGGCAACAGGGGCGGGGCCAGAGACCCUGUGCGGGGCGGAGCUGGUCGACACGCUGCAGUUUGUGUGUGGAGAGAGAGGCUUUUAUUUCAGUAAACCAACAGGCUAUGGCCCUAACGCACGGCGGUCACGUGGCAUUGUGGACGAGUGCUGCUUCCAAAGCUGUGAGCUGCGGCGCCUGGAGAUGUACUGUGCACCUGCCAAGACUAGCAAGGCAGCUCGCUCUGUGCGUGCACAGCGGCACACAGACAUGCCGAGAGCACCUAAGGUUAGUACAGCGGGACAAAAAGCGGACAAGGGCACAGAGCGUAGGACGGCACAGCAGCCAGACAAGACAAAAAACAAGAAGAGACCUUCAUCUGGACAUAGUCAUUCAGCCUUCAAGGAAGUGCAUCAGAAAAACUCAAGUCGAGGCAGCGCGGGGGGCAGAAAUUACAGAAUGUAGGGAAGGAGCGAAUGGACAAAUACCCACCGACAUGGGAAGAGAGAAGGGAGUGGCCUUACCUGGUACCCCUGUGGAAUGGUUCACUGUAAAACAAAACAAAGAGGAUGCUAACAAUGGUCCGAAAAGCUCUUCAAAAUGAUUGAAACCUGAGAGCUAAGUGGUGUUUAAGGGUUUGAUGGGGGAUCUUGUGAUUAUUUUAUACACUGCACCAUUCCAUAUCGGGAGGAAUUCUUUGUUAAUGCAAUGUAACAGACUAGUUUAGCUGCUGAGACACGAACAAGAGCUUAUUAUACCUCCAUGUGUGAGCUGCAGCAUCCCCUGGCUCCAGGAGAGGUGGGAACGGAUCUGGGCUUCAGCCAUACCGAAAGCUGCAGGCUGUGUAUGAGAAUCAGUGGUCCAUCCUGUCUCCUGAACUUUACGGAGGUAAAUCCUUUUACUCUGAGAGAGUGGAUUCAUUUACUCCUUUGGUAAGACAGGAUACUUUGUCACCGGUCACAUAUAACAGUUACAAUCCCAGUUAAAAUCUGAUUAUUUUACCUUCAGAGUUUGUUUUUGCAAAAACUACAGUUGUUUUUAUGCACCAUGCAUUACUGAGGAUACGUUUAAAAAAGUAAAAACAAGGUUUGAUUUAAAGACAAAGACCAGGUGGUUCAUCAUCAGACAUUAACACAGUUGUUGUAGUUAUUUUACCUUGAGCCCACGUCAAAUCCUACUUCUCAGUAUCUCAAACCAAGUCAGGGCUCUUCUGUCUAAUUGGAGUCCCUAGAAGGUUUGCCAAAAUCCCUCCUAAGCCUCAGGAAGUGUUGAGAACCUGAGGUCCGAAGUCUACAAUCCAAACACAUCUAUAACAACAGAUCAAGCACCAUUAGAGGAGAUUUGCAGGAAGAUGGAAAAUACAGUACUAGAAAAAUAAGACUGAAGAAUAAAUUAACCUGAAGUAAAACUGAGUGAAAGUUUUUUGGCCAGUUAGUGGUGCUUGUUUGGUUGUCAGAAAUGGGUCAUUCGGUGGAUUCAAAGUGCAUUUGGCAUAAGUCAGUGGAAUAAGUCAAAUAGCAACAAUGAGGCAAAAGGUUUGUUGUCUGCAUCCUUUUCACAUGUCACCACUGUGGCCAAAUUUGAUUUUUGUCAACAAUCCAGCCACUGGUGAUCAACAUUUGAGUCUGAGUGGAGGCCUGUGUUCAAGGUUAAGCGCAAGUCAUAAAAGUUUAGUCACAGCAAGUCAAUGGGCGCUCUAAAAAAAACAAUCAACCAUAGUAAGAUCUUUUUUUUUAUUGCGGUUAUUCUGAGUUAAAAUGUCAUUAAUUACUAAAGCACUAAAGCAAAAGACAGAGGGGCUCUAACAAUAGCCACAUGGGGAAGUUUAAUGAUUGAUCGAUCUUGGCCUGCAAUAUGUUGUUAGUUAAUGGGGAGUCCGAGAAUUUGGCAACUUCAGUUAUCACAUAGACCUGACAUCUUGGCUCCACAGCAUCCGUGGAAAAGUCCACCGGAUAAACACGUAGAUUAGACGAUUUGGUAAAUAUUGCAAACCAAAGUGACAAGUACUCCCGAGAUGUGAGUUAGGCACACAUUUUAACAGUACACAAACACAGACACAGACACGCAGACACACAUACAAAGCACCCACAGUGUAAAUGAGAGUUGUGUAACUGAGCAAGGGUCAAGCACAGACACACAAAACACACACACACAUACACACACACACACACACACACACAAGCUCCAUGAAAAGCCAGUUCUGAGAAGUCCUUGCAUGAGGACUGACUGUUUAUUCAAGCCUCCAUGCGGAUUUACUGUCAUUUUAUCACACAAACCGCCCAAGACAUCUCAUCUCUGGCUCUGCCUCCUCUGCCUGUGUAUAAUCAAACAGUACUCCCAUUUAUGUUAACCUAUGCAUUACUAUCAUUCAUUGUACAUGAUGGUUUCAUAUAACAAAACUCUAUUAAGAAUCCUAUCCACUGUAUAAUGGUGCUAUUUUGUAGUUUGUUACUUGCAAGAGAUGGCUAAGACAGACAGAUGGCAGGGCUUACAUUGGAGGUCUUCCCUUUUGCACAGCCUUGUGGCCACCAUUUUAAUAGUGUUUUUAUUUGUAAGCUGUUUCAAUAAGGUAGUAGUGUAAGCGAGUAAAUGUAUCUGUGUGAAAUUGUGAAUGCAUGGAGAAAAAAAAAAGAAAAAGAAAAUACCAUGUUGUGGUCCCAAGAAGGCAAAAUGCUAUUUUUUCUACUGUUUUUAAAUUAUUUUCUCAAUAUAGAUCCCUUAUGCCAAAUAACUUGACAAAAGUACUGUGAACUGUGAUUCUUCCAAUUGUAUUGAGAUUGUUAAAAGUCAUUGUGUGCUUUUGUCUGUCCUGAGAUGUGUGUGUACAUGCACCUCACUGGAAGCCAAGGUAUUGACUAUUAAAAAACACUUAAAGCGAGACUGCAUAACUUUUCCAGCCACUGUGGCCACAAGUGGUAAUUACAGGACAAUCGUGGCACAUUGACUUUGCCUUCAUUUCCCAAGAUUCUCUCGAGUCGGUCGCUUUAAAGACAUCAUCAUGUUUAUCUGUUUCACGCUAAAAUGUAGUGUAACAGGAGCACAAGUAGAGAGAAGCCAUAAAAUUAGUAAAUUUACUCAAUAUCUAGCUUAAAGGAAGACAAGUUUGACAUUUUGGAGAACACAGUUCCUCGCUUUCUUGCUGAGUUUGAUGAGAAGAUCAAUACCACUCUCACAUCUGUCAGCUGAAGCCAGCAGGCAGUUAGCUUAGCUUAGCACAAAGACUGGAGACAGAGCAAAACAUGUAGUUUUUACACUGGUUUCCCCCUGCUUCCAGUCUUUAUGCUAAGCUAAGCUAAGCAGCUGCUGGCUGUAACCUUAUAUUUAUCAGACAGGUGACAGUGGUAUGGAUCUUCUCAUCUUAUAUAUUUCCCAAAAUGAUGAACUGUUGCUUUAAGUUUGCUAACAUUAGCCUGCAUAAACUACUGGUGAUACCAGACCAAAUAAGGCUGUAGCGACAAAACCAUUGAGUGUAUUGAAGUGAGCAAGGGUGCGUUUAUCGCUUAUGAAUUCAACUAUUCGUUUGUAACAGGAAGGAUUGUGUUAUUUGUAAUUAUAAAAAGUUACGUAGUCUCGCUUUAAGAAUAAGCUAGGAUUUUAAUUUAUUUCGUCCAAAACAUUUGUUAGCAGCUCUCUGAAUUAAGUCUUUUCACCAAGUAAUUUAAAAGUGUGUUUUUAUCUUGAAUGAUCAAAAUUUUCCAAAUGGGAAUUUGCGUUUGUGCUUUGGUGUCUGUUCCUUACAAAUUCUCUUUAUCAGUCGACCUGGCGGCGGAAGUGAACAAAGAGCUAACAUCUCUGGUCCUUCCAGUUCUUCAGAUAUACAGUACAAACCAAAGACUUUUUGAUGAGAACAAAGCCUCACUCAGCAUUGUUAUGUCAUGAACUAAACCUAUGACCAGAUCAUUAAAGACUCAUGCCAUCCCUGUCUGAACUGCACUGCAGCUACAAUACGCCCUUCACACACUGUCUCCGGUACCUGAAAUACAGCUUGUGUAAUGGAUAGUUAAGUGAGCCAGACAAAAGUCCCUUAGUGUAUCUGGUAAAUUUGGAGCAGCAAUGAAGAAACCUACGACAACCAACCUGAAAUCAUCGUUCAAACAUUUCUGUUUGUCACUAACGUGAAAUAAAACAUAAAAAAAUGUGGGAGUUUGUGAGACAUUCAUGACUCUGUGAGGUGUUUAAUAAGGAAAUGUAAUUUGCGUAAGCUCACUGUCCAAUAAACUGUUUGAUUACA